AUCGUGGAACGUGAAGCUCACAUAGUAGAACAAGAUCCGAUCUAAACCCGGUUUCUCGUCGGAAUCUCUUCACGGUUAACCGGCUUUCCUCAUCCACCUUUCGUUAUGGAAGACGUCAAGGGAAAGGAGCUUGUUGAUGAUACUCCACCUGUUGAACAAAAUGAUAACAAGAAGGUUUCAAAUGAAGCUGGAAUUCAUAAACAGCCAUCAUCUGAGUCCGAGGAAAAUGCGAUCAAGAAAAAGUAUGGAGGAUUAUUGCCUAAGAAGAUUCCUUUGAUAUCUAAGGAUCAUGAGCGUGCGUUUUUUGACUCUGCUGAUUGGGCAUUAGGCAAGCAAAAAGGACAAAAGCCUAAAGGGCCUUUGGAAGCUCUCCGACCAAAACUGCAGCCAACACCGCACCAGCAACCAAGAGCAAGACGAAUGGCUUUAUCUUCAGGCGAGAACACUGAAGACGCUGAGGCUGACAACAACGAACCUCUCGAUGACCAAGCUAGCGCCUCAGCUGUUGACAACGCCAAGGAUGAUGGAGGCAUCGAUGCUGCUGGCGGGAAAGACAACAUCAAGUCAUGAACAAACAUAUAUAAAUCUCUUGAGAAGCAACAUCACAAGUCAAUUUUACAGAAGAAUAAGCAACCAGGUUUGCUUUGCAACGGUUGUAGUAAUAUCGAGUCUCUCUCUCUCUUUACAUUAUAUUCCAUACUUGGGCAUCAGCAAAUCUGUAUCACCAUACAAAACCUAGUUGUUGUGUUUGAAACUUCCAAUAGACGAUUUGCAAAUGGUGUUUGCUUUUUAAUGAUCCAUCAAAUACUCUCUUAAUCAAAGUUUC
Molecule: messenger RNA, 826 nt
Organism: Eruca vesicaria subsp. sativa (arugula)
Lineage: Eukaryota; Viridiplantae; Streptophyta; Magnoliopsida; Brassicales; Brassicaceae
Source: the annotation of a GenBank genome assembly